CCUCUAUCAACCACGAAGAGGGUAUCUACGCCUAGUAUCUUGUCUGCAACCAGUAUGGUACUGUACAUAAGAGUACAUGAACUGCACACGCAACCUGCACGCAGUACAUGCCUAGGCUCGCCAUAUGCGCAAUCGUCCGGUGCGAAAGGAGAAAGCCAUGUCAUUUCUCCGCAUGCAAAAUAACGCAUGUGUAUUCGUACAUACAUGAUCUCCACAAGUCGGUCCAGAUCGGGUUUCAUGCCUGAAGCUUUCUUAUUGUUUCGUUCUCGACUCUGUACGGAGUACACGGGCCCGAUAUCCCUUUUCCCGCCCGCGAUUCGAAAUCUUCCACUUGGUUUCCUCCCUCGCGCCGCCCGUGAAGAACCCAUUGAUUUAAAAGAUACCCUGUUCUGCGGAGCCGAAUCAGAACUUCGGACAAAAUAUGUACAGAGUACCGUACAGUACAUAUGUCAGAUUCAAUGGAAUCGCUUAAACGGUGCGCAACGCAGGUUCAGAGGAGAGCUGAGAAAGUACGAAAAGUAGCUUCGGGCUGACGACAGUGUUCCUUCUUUUGCCUUUUACCAUUGACACCAAGUGGAGAAGAACAGAGACCGUUUCGCUGGCGUCGUGGAGCUGUUGCGGGAUCGAACUUGGCAACACCCGCCAGAUCCACUUAUGAAAUGUUCCACUUCAACUCGUCACGAUUGCACCAACCACCGAUUCGGAACUAAGCAGAUCCUCUGCUCGGCACGGUCAGAAUGCCAACAGCUCCAGGGUCUAUCACGGUUUUUCAAAACGCUUGCCUCGCUAAUGCAACAAUAUUCAACAACCAUGAUGUAUUUUCAGCUGAUAGGGUACAUAUAAUCUUCGGACGAAGUUGAAGGUCUUUGCUUGUUCAGUUAGAGUUCGUUGGGUACAUCGAAAGUCAUCAGCCAUGUACGUGUGCAGUACUCCGUACACGGUAUCGCCCAACAUACCGAAAGCUACCUGCGAAAACGGCAAGUUAUGAAUCGGAUGUGCUAAAUGCAGUGGAUAUGGAACUUCAAGUUCCGCACCAUCUGCGUUUAGCGCCCUGUUCAAAGCUGGUAAAUGUCAAAAUGCUCCUAUUCUCAUUAAGGCUCACUCCGCGCGAACGGACGCAAUGGUGCCACGACCGUCCUGUCCCGCCAUGAUGAGGAAUGUCUGAAUAUGGAUCCCGUCAGGAGGCAGUUUGUGGCUUGAGAUGACGUUGAAUUCUCUAGAAAGAUUCUCUAAAGAGCUAGACGCGCUAAAAUCGCUGCAGAUUAUUAAUUACUCGUGCCAAAAACCUCAUGCGCCGCUUAAGAGCUAGUUUUGUACAGUCCAAUGUACUCCGUAUAUUCUAUUGAGAUAUAAAAAUACAAUUUGUUGUCAAAAUAAUUCAUAGAAGAGUAAAAGCUCCCCUCAACCAAUCGAUAUCUCCGUACUCCGUAGAAACGAUUUUGUCCAUGACAAGAACGCACAUACCAAGAUCAUUGGAGUGAUAGAUCUUCCGACCCCCCGCCCCCCCCCCCC
Blastomyces gilchristii SLH14081 is the source of this 1512-nucleotide messenger RNA. RefSeq lists its product as hypothetical. The record is from RefSeq and is a predicted model, not a curated record. The transcript has 4 exons. NCBI's taxonomy places the organism in Eukaryota, Fungi, Ascomycota, Eurotiomycetes, Onygenales, Ajellomycetaceae. The coding region runs from base 187 to 522 and encodes 111 amino acids.